Messenger RNA from Candoia aspera, 685 nucleotides. It is a transcript of the gene AIF1, whose product is annotated as allograft inflammatory factor 1. Lineage: Eukaryota; Metazoa; Chordata; Lepidosauria; Squamata; Candoiidae. The transcript has 6 exons. The record is from RefSeq and is a predicted model, not a curated record. Gene Ontology annotation, molecular function: calcium ion binding; actin filament binding. Gene Ontology annotation, cellular component: actin filament; ruffle membrane. Gene Ontology annotation, biological process: actin filament bundle assembly; ruffle assembly. The coding region runs from base 217 to 648 and encodes 143 amino acids.
CCUUCUUCUACACAUGCAACGGGUGAGUGUCAAUGAACUGUGGUUUCUCUUAGCAGAAAAAGGAAGUGGCCACUUCACACAUAUGUGCAUGCAUACUAUCUAUACAAGGACCCAGCGCUUUAGAAGGAGAACGCAGAGCGGAAGAGAGCAGAGUGGAGCGGUGUUUUUGAAUCGAGGGAAUCACCUGGAAGAAAAGGCCAAGGCGCAAGCGAGCCGAUGAAUCCACAAGGAGGAAAGGCCUUUGGGGUGCUGAAGGUUCAGCAGGAGGAAUUGCUAGACUCUGUCAACAAGGAAUUCAUGGAGAGCCCAAAAUACAGCACGGAUGAAGACCUCGCUGAAAAAUUAGAACUAUUUAAAAAGAAGUACAUGGAAUUUGAUCUCAAUGCACAAGGUGAUAUAGAUAUCAUGGCUCUGAAGCGGAUGUUGGAAAAGUUGGGUGCCGCCAAGACCCACCUAGAACUGAAAAAAAUGAUCACUGAGGUCACAGGAGGGAUGAGCGAAACCAUCUGCUACCGGGACUUUGUCGCUAUGAUGCUGGGAAAGCGAUCAGCUAUCCUUAAAAUAAUUCUGAUGUACGAAAAAAUGAAAGAGAAGGAUGAGCUCCCAACCGGCCCUGCUCCAAAGAAAACAGUGGCAGAGCUUCCUUAAUCCUCCCCGAAGAGGGAAGAAUCAUACAACAUAGACA